Suillus clintonianus is the source of this 2416-nucleotide messenger RNA. RefSeq lists its product as uncharacterized. The record is from RefSeq and is a predicted model, not a curated record. Bases 92 to 2197 code for a protein of 701 amino acids. The transcript has 6 exons. NCBI's taxonomy places the organism in Eukaryota, Fungi, Basidiomycota, Agaricomycetes, Boletales, Suillaceae.
CUCAAAAACUCAGCAGGAUGGCUCGAUAUUCUGGGAUCAGAAACACGUGUUGUAAGUCAGCCUUAACAUCCACCCACCAUCAUCAUUGACCAUGAUUAGCAAUGUUCCGGAGACAGCCUUGCUGUCACUCCAAGUCUGUGCUCGACGCCACAUCCACAGUGACGAGUACAUUGGAAUGGUAGGCGGUACAAUUGGUGCAUUUCUGCAGGACUCUGGAUGCCAUGAUGGGCAACUAGUUGUUUUCGACAAGCAGAGCAAAAGAAAUCCUGAGACAAGGCUAUCAUUUCGGAUGACACGAAGUUCGUCCUGCUAUGGAAAUGAAUCCUGCAGAGGUUCUGUGCAUUCCCCGUCGACCCAGUCUAGGGAUUGUAGCCCACAGCAGCAUGUUGACGACGCUGUUCGUGCUGUAGUGGUUUCUCCCACACCGAAGGGUGGUAUGCAAGGGAACAUCGAGUCACUCUCCGUGCAAGCUGCACAAGUUUUUGUUCGUGACACAUCAGAUACAUUCCAGCUACUCUUGUCACGAAUCUCUAUUUUUGUUAAGAUAGCUCGCGCUUUUGCAGAGGCUCACCCAUACACCAAGAUGGCACUCAUGGUUUUGACCGCAGGUCACGAGGUUAUACAACGGCAGCUCGCUCGUGAUGAUAGGAUUCAACAAUUGACGCUCGUCAUGUGCGAGAGCUAUGGCCUAGUAUCGGACGCCCCGGAUUUGCACAAUUUUCAUAGUCAAGCAGAGACCAUAAACUUGCUCGCUCGUCAAACUAUAGAGUGCGCGUACUUCAUUCGUGACUAUGCUAUUCAUAAAAGUGGAUUAAAGCACGCGUUCGCCAAUGUGUUCUCGAACAUCGAUACGACCAUCCAGGAUUAUGAAACUGCCUUUAGAAAGAUCCGGAUUGCUUUGGAGCAACAAGCUGUUAUCAACACUCAAUUGGUAGUUUUUCGCAUCCAUGACGUCUUGAAAGAUCUCGCUGCCAAGGAAGAUCUAAAGGCACUGCCUUACACGACUGGCGUUGCGUACCAUGCACAGGGGAGUCGUGUUAUGCCACCGGAGGAAAAUCACGUCAAUGAGGUUUCAGACUGGGUAAAUGAUAAGAACAGUCCAGCAAUCUAUCUGUUGAUCGGGCCUCACCGAUCCGAGAAUAGCGCAGUUGCCUAUGCUGUAGCCGACCAAUUCGACAAGAUAUCUCGUCUAGGAUCAUCAUACUGUUUUGGCAGAACGUGUAAAAAAAGGGCCGCCAAUCUUUUUAGCACGAUCGCUCGUGACCUUGCAGAUCACAACCCAGAGUUUAUGACUUGUCUCGGGGACAAGGUGAAACGGCGAUCAAUCGGCUCUUCCCCACAUAUUCCUACACAGUUCGAGUUCAUCCUCGCACCGGCGCAACAGUUGGAAAGCUUUGGUCCUGUGCUUGUCGUAAUUGACGCCCUCGAUGCGUGUGUAGAUUCGCUUGCGGAGGUGGUCUCUGUCCUAAAGGAGAAGGCGCAAUAUCUCCCACCUAACUUCAAAUUCCUCAUUACUUGCCUGCCGGAGACUGACGUAGCCAUCGCCCUUCGUGACCAACACCAUGUCCUAUCCAAAGAGCUUGACGUGGUCGUCACCGGGCAAUCUCGCGACAAUGAAUUUAUCGCAGGCAGAACCAAACCUCGUCCACUCACCCCUCCAAUUAAAACUACGUUGUCACAGCCCGAUUACUUCUCCUCCAAUGGAUCUGCCGUGAGCGUUGCGUCGUCAAGCAGCGUAAGCUCAUUUGCGCCUUCGAUUUUCGAUGAAGGACUUCCCUUUAACCCUGAUGCAUCGUCGCCGGCGUCCAGUAUCACCUCAUGCACGGAUGCAGGGCCACCAAAGCGGUUCGUCAGCACAAUCAAACACACCAAGACCAAAGAAAAUAGUAUUUUCUUUGAUCAAUCCGGUGUGCCUCAGACCGUCACGCACACCAUCAUGAAGCAAACGGUUAAGCAGCAUGUCACUUCGACUCCGCGUCGUGUCCCGUCAUAUGCCCCUAUGCUUGAUGAGCCGAAUGCUCCCUUGUUCACUCCAGAUCUUACUACUCUAGCCGGAGACACCUUCAUGGCCGUCCCUGCUCAACGUGAUAGCCCUCGCCCACUAAGGCACAAACGUACGCCAAAUCGACAAGAGACUAUCAUCCGAAACGAGAUGCAAACCACUGGGCCUCAGCCCAUCACUCUUCUUUCAUUAUGAAAGUGUUCUACUCAUACUUGUUCGCGUCUUACAAGGGGGCUUCGAGAUUGGUUUUGGGGGUGUUCCCAAUAUAUCAAGUAUGACGGGUAACGUUGACUAACCACUCUCUGCGAGAGAGAAAGAGAGCCCAUGCCUUGUUCGGUUGUGUAUUUCUGUGCCGUGUGUACUUCAAGUAACGAUAUCUUUAGUGUAUCUUACGCCGCUCCAUCCAUGCUGUAC